AUGCUGCUCCUGCGCCCGGCUGCGCGCAUGGCGGCGGUGCGUGCGCGCCUGCCGCUGCCGCCGGCGUCGAGGCUGAGCGUGCUGUCUGCGGCGGCGCGCUGCUCAUCAAUACCGGCGUCGUCGUGCCCCCCGCGACGACUGCACUCGAGUAAGCCGACUCCGCCGACUUCUUCUUCGUCAUCAGCGUCGACUGCGCCAAAACCCGCGCACGACCACGACCAUGACCACGACCACGAGCACGGCCACUCGCUGUUCCACUCCCACUCCCACGACCACGAGCACGGCCACUCGCUGUUCCACUCCCACUCCCACGACCACCACCACGGCUCGGACGGCGCAGAGCAGAUCAUCAACGCCUUCAAGACGGGCAAGCUGGACCGCGGCACCAAGAUCACGCUGCUGGGCCUGGGAUCCAACGUCGCGCUUACAAUCUCCAAGGGCCUCGCGGGCCUGUUCAUGAACUCGGCGUCGCUGCUCGCCGAGGCGGGCCACUCGCUGUCCGAUCUCCUCGGUGACUUUGUCACCCUCGCGACCUGGCGCAUUAGCCGCAAGCCGCCAAACGACCGCUUUCCCUGGGGCUACGCCAAGUUUGAGACGUGCGGCACGCUCGCCGUGAGCGUCAUCCUCGUCGGCGGCGCUAUCGGCAUCGGCCUCCACUCGUACCACCUGCUCCUGCAAGUGCUCAUCCCGUACCUCGAGUCGCUGCCGCCCGACUCGAUCCUGCACGGGCUGCAAGCGUGGCUGCCCUCGUCGGUGCCUUCGCCUCUGCUGGAGCUGUUCCACGCCCAUGGAGUUGGAGAGCACGCCCACGACCAUGCUCAUGCUGUCGGCGACGCACACUCCCACGCUACCGUGGCCGCUGGUUCCGCCUCAGGCGCUAUUCUCAACCCCCACGCUGCGUGGUUCGCCUUAGCCAGUGUCGUGAUCAAGGAGUGGCUUUACCAGGUCACGAACAAGGUCGCCAAGGAGGAACAUUCGCCUGUGUUGAGAGCGAACGCGCUGCACCACCGCGCCGACGCCCUCACCUCCCUCGUGGCCCUUGGCUCGAUCGUCGGGUCAAGUCUAGGCGGCUACUCGUUCCUCGACCCACUCGGCGGCAUCGCCGUCUCCUUCUUCAUCCUACAGCAGGGCCUAUCGCUCUCCAAGGUGGCGACGAUGGAGCUCCUGGACGUGGGCAUUGACGCCAAGUCGCAAAAGUCGAUAGAGGACAUUGUCGACGGGCUGGUCGACCACCACAGCCUGCUCGGGUGCCGCAAUGUGCGCGGUGUGCGCUCUGGCGGCCAGAUCGUCCUCGACCUCACGAUUGUCGUGCCCGCCAGCAUGACGGUGCGUGACAGCCACGCCGUCGAGCAGCGGGUGCGCGACGCCAUCAUGGCCGCCAAGAAGGAGACGCGCGAGGUCAAGAUCCACGUGCACGGCGACGACGGGCUCGUGAUCCCCAGCCACAAGCACACCGACGACGCCGCGCCGACCCCGCCCUCGCCAAACGGGAGCAACAACGACUUUGGCCGCGACGGGUGUUAGAGUACCCACCGAGCUAGCUCGACAGAUAGUCGAGCUGUACCACAUUGUAGUCCACAUAGAGCCCUCGAGGCGAAAGCAACACACAAACUUGAUACAACAUGGCCUCAUGGCCGCAUGCCACGCGUAAACUGUAG
Vanrija pseudolonga is the source of this 1658-nucleotide messenger RNA. RefSeq names its product putative metal transporter. Lineage: Eukaryota; Fungi; Basidiomycota; Tremellomycetes; Trichosporonales; Trichosporonaceae. The record is from RefSeq and is a predicted model, not a curated record. Gene Ontology annotation, biological process: transmembrane transport; monoatomic cation transport. Gene Ontology annotation, cellular component: membrane. Gene Ontology annotation, molecular function: monoatomic cation transmembrane transporter activity. The transcript has 4 exons. The coding region runs from base 1 to 1524 and encodes 507 amino acids.